AUAGAAUGUAUUAUUGCUAUUAUUAUAUAAUGGCGUCCAAGAGUAUUAUUAUUAAUAAUAACACUAGAUAAAAGAUAAAAAAAAAAACGCCACCGCGAAAAAAAUGUCGACACCGCACAUUGCGGUGUUCCCCUUCCCAGCACAAGGCCACUUGCUUCCUCUCCUCGACUUAACUCACCAUCUCUGCCUCCGCGGCGUCACCGUCUCCGUCAUCGUCACUCCCGGAAACGUAACCUACCUCUCUCCUCUCCUCUCCGCAUAUCCCACCUCCGUCUCGUCCGUAUUUUUCCCGUUCCCUCCUCAUCCUGCCCUCCCCCCCGGCGUCGAGAACGUCAGAGACGUCGGAAACUCCGGGAACCUGCCGAUCAUGGCGUCUCUUCGUCGGCUCCGAGAUCCGAUCGUCCUCUGGUUCCGAUCUCAUCCAAAUCCACCUGUCGCUCUGGUCUCCGACUUCUUCCUCGGAUGGACUCACGGCCUCUGCGAUCAGAUCGGCGUCCCUCGCUUUGCUUUCUUCUCGAUCAGCUCGUUCUUAGUCUCCGUGCUCCGGUUCUGCUUCGAGAACGUGGAUCGGAUCAGAUCAACGGAUCCGGUUCGUCUCCUUGAUCUUCCUCGUUCUCCGAUCUUCAAGGAGGAGCAUCUUCCGUCCGUGUUCCGACGAUGCCUCCAAGCUCCGUCACCGGAUCUCCUCGAAACGGCCAGAGACUUCUCCAUGAAUGCUUUGGGCUACGGAUCUGUUUUCAAUUCCUCGCUCUGUGUGGAAGACGAGUAUCUGGAGCACGUGAAGAAACAGAGCACGAGUCAUGAACGGUUUUACGUAACCGGUCCGCUUUGUUCAAUUGAACCGGGUUUGAAAUCCGAGUCCGGUUCUCUAGACUCGAAUUUGCUGAGCUGGCUCGACGGUUCCCCGGACGGGUCAGUGCUCUACGUUUGUUUCGGAAGUCAAAAGAGCUUGACCCAAGAUCAGUGCCGUGCUCUCGCGCUUGGCCUCGAGAGAAGCAUGGCCCGGUUCGUCUGGGUGGUUAAAACAGAUCCGAUGAUACCCGACGGGUUCGAGGAUCGGGUUUCCGGACGUGGAAUCCUCGUCAGAGGGUGGGUCCCGCAGCUGCUGGUGUUGCGACACGUGGCCGUCGCUGGGUUUUUGAGCCAUUGCGGAUGGAACUCGGUGCUUGAAGGUAUAACGAGUGGGGCCGUGAUAUUGGGCUGGCCCAUGGAAGCGGACCAGUUCGUGAACGCGAGGUUGCUUGUGGACCAUUUGGGUGCUGCUGUUAGGGUUUGCCAAGGGGCUGAAACUGUGCCUGACCCGGAUGACUUGGGUCGGGUUAUAGCGGAGAUGAUGGGUGAGGGUGGACGUAAAGUGGCUGCUCGAGCAGAGGAGCUAAGGUGGAAGACUGACGCCGAGGCAAAUGGAAGCUCUAUUGUUGAUUUACAAAGACUUGUUGAAGAGUUUGGAAAACUCUUAAGUCUAUCACCACUACGUUAAAAACAAAAUCUCAUGAAAAUAUAUAUAUAUGUGAUUAUGAUUCUAAAUUGGUGUAUUUUCAAUUUGCAUGAUAGUUCUAUUUUCUUAU
Molecule: messenger RNA, 1568 nt
Organism: Brassica oleracea var. oleracea
Lineage: Eukaryota; Viridiplantae; Streptophyta; Magnoliopsida; Brassicales; Brassicaceae
Product: UDP-glycosyltransferase 89A2
Molecular function (GO): UDP-glycosyltransferase activity
Source: RefSeq, a predicted model, not a curated record